Messenger RNA from Cladocopium goreaui, 549 nucleotides. NCBI's taxonomy places the organism in Eukaryota, Dinophyceae, Suessiales, Symbiodiniaceae. The record is from the annotation of a GenBank genome assembly.
GAACUAACUAGCAGCCUCGACCACCGCCCAAAGGCUCAAGCCCUGUGUGUUUUCCCCCUGGGGUGUGGCCGGGCCCCGGUUGGGGCGGCGGCUCCCGCUGGGCUGCCAGCCGUAGCUAGCCGCGCCUGGCAAGAUCGCCGCAAUGUGGGCGAUGAUUUGAGGUCUUUGAAUGGUGAUUUUGGACAGUUUCUGGUGGGGCACUGGUUGGACUCCCUGGGUCAUUCCAUCAUCGUGGCUCCUGGCGAGCGCUUGGAGCGCGCUGAGCGUGUUGAGAACGCUGAGGUGCCCGAGGUGACCAAUGGGAACCAUGAAGGCGCCUUCACUGCAGUCUUGACGCCUAUUGUAGACCAUCCCAACGCCAAAGACAGAGUGUUGAACAUCAAAAACAUUGGCCGGCGCUGGCAGUGCGGCAACGUGAGCCUAGAGUUCGUGGACGAGCGGCGCCAGCGUUUGGUUUGGGUCACCUCGGAUGGGCGCCGCAGCAUUUGGUCCAAACCUGGGACGGUGGUGGAGAGGGAUGAGGAGGAUCAUCCGGUGUCCUUCCCGUGA